UCGGUGAUAAUGGAAUCCUGAAAUGGAACCAUCGAACUAGUCAAACAAGGCCACGACGACGGAGUGACGGAGAGCGGGAGAGAGUCAAUUUUCUUCAGUGAUUCCUAAAAUCUCGCGGAUAGCUUCGAUUGUGCUGGAACGACGCAACAAAAAUUACCAUUUCAUGGGGCAGGUACAUGAAUUGUAAGGAGAGAAAAUAAAUAAAGCGAAGCAAGGAUAAAUCACGUGUUUCAGUUUCGUUGAUGACCGCACUGACCGCAGGUAUCAUUCAUCAAGUCAUUAGUCAAAAAUCAGAUUGAUCUUCAAUUCAUUUUCGAAUUUAUUUCGAAUCGAUUCAUCAUGUCCGAGAAAACUAUGUGCCUUCCUGUAACUGAUAACGUAUGCUUAACCAAAGUGAAUCCCAGAAAAACAACGUAUUUGUGGGCAGUUGAGAAUUUCAGCUCGAUUCAUGAUAGCAGGAGGGAAGUCUUGAAAUCUUCACCGUUCGCGGCUGAUGACGAUUACGAAUUCAAGUGGUGCUUACAUCUUGACCCUUAUCACGAAGUAAUAAAUGAUGGUUACGGCACCGACUCCUCACAAGACAGUGACGACAGUAGUUGCAGGUAUCGCAAACAAACCGUUUACGUUUUAUUGCAAGCACACCCUGCAGACGAAUGUUCUGAUUUCAUGAAACACAGUCCAGUUACGGGAACUUUGAAAUUCGCUAUUCUGAACGCCGUAAACAAACAGUCAUACUCUCAAAACAUGAAGUUUUCUAUGGCAAUGAAAAGCUGUACUAAAGCUUGCUCGUACACCCCUGCUGGAUUUAGUAAGUUCAUCAAGCGAAGCGAUUUGCUUAAAGAUAGCGACUUAUUGUCGCAAGAUAAGCUGACAAUUUAUUGCGAAAUAUCUUACGUGAAAAAAACAGACGUCGUGAAUAUUUCCGGCAAACAGUAUUCGAAUUUGCUCGAAGAACAAGAGCCGGCUGCCUUGGACGAUAUUGGAAGGUUGUUCAUGAAUGAAGACUUCAGUGACGUGAGAUUAUCCGUUGAAAAUAAAAUAUACCCAGCUCAUAAAAUCGUUCUCAUCGCUCGCAGCCCAGUCUUCGGAGCCAUGUUCAGUUAUGAUACGAAAGAGAAACAAUCCAAUUGCAUUGAACUUCAAGACAUUACCUUCGCAGCUUUCAGAGAGAUGUUACGAUACAUGUAUACCGGAAAAGUCCAAAAUUUGAAGGAAUUGGCUCCGGAAUUGUUGGCAGCAGCUGAUAAAUACGAUCUUAAAAACUUGAAAAUUAUUUGCGAGAAAGAGCUUUAUGAAACACUGUCUCAGAGUACUGCUGUGGCUACGGUGAUGUUGGCCGAUAUGUAUCACGCCGAGAAUUUGAAAAAACAGGCCCUUCUGUAUAUGCGAAUGUAUUCGUAUACUUUGAAUAUGAUGUCAGAAAAGAAUCGAAAUGCGUUGAAAUCGUUCCCUAAUCUUUUAUUGGAAAUAAUCGAUAUGUUUGGUGAAAAGAAUGUUUCGUGAAAUGACGAUAAUAAUUUUAAAUCAUUGACUACAUUGAGUAGAAUAUAUUUUUCGAGAAAUUCAGACUAUGUACUCUUGAAUUUAAUUAUUAAUUUCCUAAUCCUAUUGUCUAUCAUGUCUAUUUUACAUUUUUUUAAUUUGUUGAGCUUCAAGCUUGCAUUUAUUUUCCAUUUUAAAGGUUUCUUUUUGUGAUUUUCAACCUACUGUACUCAAUUAGGUACCUACUAAAUAAAUUUAUUC
Planococcus citri (citrus mealybug) is the source of this 1743-nucleotide messenger RNA. Its product is annotated as speckle-type POZ protein-like. The record is from RefSeq and is a predicted model, not a curated record. The coding region runs from base 340 to 1503 and encodes 387 amino acids. Gene Ontology annotation, molecular function: ubiquitin protein ligase binding. Gene Ontology annotation, biological process: regulation of proteolysis; proteasome-mediated ubiquitin-dependent protein catabolic process. Gene Ontology annotation, cellular component: nucleus; cytoplasm. The transcript has 2 exons. NCBI's taxonomy places the organism in Eukaryota, Metazoa, Arthropoda, Insecta, Hemiptera, Pseudococcidae.